UCUGGCAACCCUGGGCUGCUGUGGAGCGGUUAUGGAGCUGCUGACUGGAACUGGCCUGUGGCCUGUGGCCUUAUUCACAGCCAUCUUCAUAUUACUGGUGGACCUGAUGCACCGGCGACAGCGCUGGACUUCCCGCUACCCACCGGGCCCUGUGCCAUGGCCUGUGCUGGGUAACCUACUGCAGGUGGACCUAGAUAACCUUCCAUACAGCUUGUACAAGCUUCAAAAUCGCUACGGUGACGUGUUCAGCUUGCAGAUGGCCUGGAAGCCUGUGGUUGUGAUCAACGGACUAAAGGCGAUGCAGGAAGUGCUGGUGACCCAUGGAGAGGAUACUGCUGACCGUCCUCCAAUGCCCGUCUUUGAGUACAUGGGUAUGAAGCCCAGAUCCCAAGGUGUGAUCCUUGCACACUAUGGGCCUGAGUGGCGAGAGCAGAGGCGAUUCUCUGUGUCCACCCUUCGCAACUUUGGUGUGGGCAAGAAAUCUCUGGAGCAGUGGGUGACCAAGGAGGCCGGUCAUCUCUGUGAUGCCUUCACAGCCCAGGCUGGGCAGUCCUUCAAUCCCAACACCAUACUGGACAAAGCUGUUUGCAAUGUGAUUGCAUCUCUCAUUUUUGCCCGUCGCUUUGAAUAUGAAGACCCUUACCUCAUCAGGAUGCUGAAAGUACAGGAAGAAAGUUUUACAGAAAUCUCUGGCUUCCUUCCUGAGGUUCUUAACACAUUCCCGAUACUCCUGCACAUCCCAGGGCUGGUUGACAAGGUCUUCAAAGGUCAGAAGAACUUCAUGGCCAUACUGCAUAACCUGCUGACUGAGAACAGAACCAGCUGGGACCCGGCCCAGCCACCCCGAAAUUUGACUGAUGCCUUCCUAGCAGAGAUAGAGAAGGCCAAGGGGAAUCCUGAGAGCAGCUUCAAUGAUGAGAACCUGCACACGGUGGUGGGAGACCUGUUCAUUGCAGGGAUGGUGUCCACAUCAACCACGCUGUACUGGGGCCUGCUGCUCAUGAUCCUGCAUCCGGAUGUGCAGCGCAGAGUCCAACAGGAAAUCGACGAAGUCAUAGGACAGGUGCGGUGUCCAGAGAUGGCAGACCAAGCCCACAUGCCCUACACCAAUGCUGUCAUUCAUGAGGUGCUGCGCUUUGCAGACAUUGGUCCAGUGAAUUUGCCACGCAUCACUAGUCGUGACAUUGAAGUUCAGGACUUCCUCAUCCCCAAGGGGACAGUCCUCAUCACCAACCAGUCCUCUGUGCUGAAGGAUGAGACUGUCUGGGAGAAGCCCCUCCGCUUCCAUCCUGAACACUUCCUGGAUGACCAAGGCCACUUUGUGAAGCCUGAGGCCUUCAUGCCUUUCUCUGCAGGCCGCAGAUCAUGCCUGGGGGAGCCCCUGGCCCGCAUGGAACUCUUCCUCUUCUUUGCCUGCCUCCUGCAGCGCUUUAGCUUCUCGGUGCCUGAUGGACAGCCCAGGCCCAGCGACCAUGGCAUCUUUGGUGCUCUAGUUGCCCCCUCCCCCUACCAGCUCUGUGCUGUGAGACGUGACCAAGGACACUAA
This is a messenger RNA of Apodemus sylvaticus (European woodmouse), 1546 nucleotides long. Its product is annotated as cytochrome P450 2D9-like. Gene Ontology annotation, biological process: arachidonate metabolic process; xenobiotic metabolic process. Bases 32 to 1546 code for a protein of 504 amino acids. Gene Ontology annotation, cellular component: intracellular membrane-bounded organelle; cytoplasm. NCBI's taxonomy places the organism in Eukaryota, Metazoa, Chordata, Mammalia, Rodentia, Muridae. The record is from RefSeq and is a predicted model, not a curated record. Gene Ontology annotation, molecular function: oxidoreductase activity, acting on paired donors, with incorporation or reduction of molecular oxygen, reduced flavin or flavoprotein as one donor, and incorporation of one atom of oxygen; iron ion binding; heme binding. The transcript is spliced from 9 exons.